Periconia digitata is the source of this 4182-nucleotide messenger RNA. The record is from the annotation of a GenBank genome assembly. Lineage: Eukaryota; Fungi; Ascomycota; Dothideomycetes; Pleosporales; Periconiaceae.
UUCGCGAUUGAACAGCUACGGGACUUUGAUUACAUACCCCAGCUUUACGCCACCUACAGAAGAGCGUCCGAGUACGGGCAAGCCAUGGCCCCUGGGUAUCGACUAGGGGUGGAUGUCGGAGGAACAUUCACAGACAUCUGCGUAAUCACUCCAGAUGGCCAAUCCGUACGCGUAAAAGUGCCUACCAACACCUCAGACCAAUCCAUCGGUGUGCGCGAGGGUGUCGACAAGGCACGCACCAUCCUAAAUGAGAAGUAUGGUUGGAACGGAAAGUUCGAUUACAUUCACCAUGGAACCACCACUGGCACCAACGCCAUUCUCGAAGGCAAGGGCGCAAAGGCCGGUUUGAUCGUGACGGCUGGCCACCGCAAUGUCCUGACCAUGAGGCGGAGCCAAAUCCCCGGAGGCUUGGGCGCCUGGAUCAACUACGUGGAGCCAGAGCCUAUCGUGCCUCUGGAGCGAACAGUUGAAGCCGUAGAGCGCAUCACUAUCGGUGGAGACGUGUUCAAAGCACUGGACGAGAAGAAGUUUCGGGAAAGCGUGCAAGAUUUGAAGUCGCAAAAGCCCGAGGCCAUCUCCGUCUCUCUAUUGAACUCAUUCAGCAAUUCUGUUCACGAGACUCAAAUCAGGGACAUUCUGCACGACGAAUUUGGCCCGGACGUCGAGGUUGUCACAUCUACUGAUGUUUUACCCGAGAUUCAGGAGUACGAGCGAACCGUCACCACCACCGCAAACGCUAUUGUCAAGCCUGUUGUCAAGCGCUAUAUGAGCAACUUACAGAAAAUGCUCGAGCCUCAUACAGACACCAUCCGUAUAUUGAAAUCCGACGGCGACCUUACCUCCGUACAGCUCGCUGGCGAGAAGCCUGUACAGAUCUUGAUGAGCGGGCCCGCUGGUGGUGUCAAGGCCGUUUCGCAUCUGGUUGCUAAGAACACUCCAUUCAAAGAUCUCAUCACACUGGAUAUGGGAGGAACAAGUACGGAUUGUGCUCUCCUAUCUGGUGGUGACGUAAUCAUACGAAGAGAAACCAAUGUCGGUUCGCUCGCAGUCCGGGCACCAUCAGUCGACGUUCGCACGGUUGGCGCCGGAGGGGGUUCGAUCGCCGUAUACAACGACUUCACAAAGCAAUUGCGUGUAGGCCCGGAAUCAAGUGGUGCAACGCCUGGUCCAGCAGCGUAUGGGAAAGGCGGAACGCAGGCGACCGUCACCGAUGCCAACCUGACCCUUGGCUAUCUUCCUUCCAAGUUGUUAGGUGGCUCGUUCAAACUUGAUGUCGCUGCAGCUUCUUCUGCGGUGAACUCAAUAGCGGAGCAGAUGGGUUUAACCACCACAGCUGCGGCAGAAGGUAUCAUCAAUCUCGUCAACGAGUCCAUCCAUGGCGCUCUCCGCCUUGUAUCUGUCGAGCAAGGUUUCGAUCCCCGCGAUUUUGCUUUGGUAGCCUUCGGUGGGGCAGGCCCUCUUCAUGCGAAUGCUCUUGGGAAGCUCCUUGGCUCCUGGCCUGUAAUUGUUCCCCCGAGUCCUGGCAUACUUUGUGCGCAAGGCGAUGCUACUACGAAGAUGUCGCACGAGCAAAGCUGCACCUACAUCAGGCUAUUCUCCGAAAUCACCACGGAGGAUCUCGCGUCCACUUUGGGCGAGUUGAGAGACGGCUGUAUGCAGACCAUGAAAACACAUUUGGGAAAUCGAGAGGCGCCACUGGAGGUGCAAUAUCAAUCCGACAUGAGGUACAAAGGCCAAGCAAUGACACUGACGGUCGAUUUCUUGGACAAGGACUUGGAGAACACGGAAGGGUUGCUGUUGGUGCUUCGUGCAAAAUUCGCCGAACUACAUGAGCAACAGUUCAGCUUCUCACUGGAAAAGGCAGAACUCGAAACUAUGCGCAUGCGAGUCAAAGUGGUUGAUGCGUCGGAAGAGGUGGCCAUACGAUCCAUUGAGAAAGCAAACGAUCCCACACCCCCACAAGAUGCUAUCACGAUGACACAGAAUAUCAUCUACGAAGACCAAAGUAUAGAAGCCACCUUCUGGGACCGAUCGCGUCUCCUCAAGGCCGGUCUAAGGGUUACUGGUCCCGCUGUGAUUUCCGAAAUGGACUCAAAUACUCUGAUUUUGCCGGGCUAUUUCGGAGAAGUUGACUCAAUGGGUAACAUCUUGAUUUGGCCGACCGAGAAGACCUCACAAGAAAAGGUCGAACAUACCAAAGAGUCCGCCGAAUUGCUUGUCAAAGAACAGCCUUUGAUUGCGACUUUGAUUUCCUCGGCGCUUGGGUCGAUCCGACGGGAGAUGGACACGCUCAUGCUGCGAUGCGCCAUGUCCCCUGCUAUCCGGGAGCAGAUGGACGAAUUCAAUGUCAUUACGAACACACGAGGUCAGAUGCUCGUUGGACAGUUCGGGAGCUUCAUUAUGCAGUUCUUGAACGGAUGGAAAGGUACAAUAGAGGAAGGUGAUAUAUUCGUUACAAAUGAUGUGUACCAGAUCGAUGGCGCCGUGUCACACCUUAACGACGUUAUUAUACUGUUACCGAUCCAUCACGAGCACAAGCUUAUUGGAUGGGCUGCCAACUUUGGCCAUCUGACGGAUGUGCAAGGGAAAGUCCCCGGGUCAAUGAGCAUCAACGCAACCACUAUUUUCGAAGAUGGUUUGCAGAUACCGAUUGUGAAGCUGUACGAGAAAGGCGUUUACAACCAAGCCCUAGCAGACGUAUUGUUCCGUAACUCCCGCCAGCCGGAGUGGUUUCAGAGCGACUUGAUAGCUCUAGUCGCAGCUUGCAGAACAGCAGCAUCCCGAGUUUGCGAGCUUUGCGACAGGUAUAGCUUGCCGGUGUAUGAAGCUGCUACCGAUAGUCUGCUCGCGCAGAACCGAGCCGCCAUCAAAACUAUCAUCGACAAUAAAAUUGGGCCUGAGAGAUCGAGCUUCACAGACUUCAUCGACGAUGAUGGACAAGGCAUCGGUCCCUACGCCAUCUCAUGCUCUAUGCAGAAACAAGGCGAUAAGCUGGUGUUUGACUGGGAUGGCACAUCUCCGCAAUCAAACACGUCAAUGAACUUCUACCUUUCUAUCAACAUGUUCAAAGUCUUCAUCGGCUACUACUUACUCGCGGUUUAUGACCCCCACUGCGUCAUCAACGAUGGCUUCCACGAUCUCAUUGACAUUAAGAUCCCAAGCGGCACCAUCCUCCGCCCCGUGCGACCUGCAGCCGUGAGCUGUAGAACCCACCUCCUUGGUCGCGUAAUGGACGUUCUACAGGCCCUUUUCGGACAACGCGACCCUGCAUACCGCUGCGCAGCAGGUUUCUCCGACUCCCCUCAUCUCUUCUACUCAGGCUUCAAACCCUCCGGUGAAUUCUUCCUCUUGUACCAAAUUGGCUUCGGAGGCGUCCCCGCGCGUCCCAUUGGUGACGGUCCGGACUGUCACUGCCUCUUCCCCGCUAUUAAAAGUAUUCCCACGGAGAACAUCGAGCUGUACUUCCCGCUAUUACUUGAAGCGAAUGAAGCUCUGCCUGACAGCGGAGGUGCAGGGUUCUACAGAGGUGGCAACGCGCAGCGAACGCUGUAUAGAUUUCUUUGCGAGGGAGAGGUCAGUAUCCACGAUGAUCGGUGGUUAGUAGUGCCGUGGGGAGUCAAUGGUGGCAAGCCCGGAUCUCGCUCAAAGAAAAUGCUUUACAUCAACAACUCCUACGGAACCGAUGUACAGCACAGCCCAGACAACAACGUCUUGCUAAAGUCUAAGCAAGACCACAUCCAUGUUCAGCCUGGCGACGUCCUGGAAUGGAUAACCUGGGGCGGUGGUGGCCUAGGCGAUCCUCUCCUACGCCCCAGUUCCAAAGUAUCUCAAGAAGUCCACCGCAAACUCAUCACUGCCGACGGCGCAUCACGCAACUACGGCGUCGUGGUCGACCCUCUCCCUCCUCACGCUGUCAACGAAACCGCCACAAACUCCCUACGCGCACAGAUGCGGGAAGCCCGAGAAAUGCGACAGAAGAACGGAGAAGAAGCCGGUAUGGACGGAUACAACCGCGGCGCAAGCAUCGAACAAGUCAUCAAAACCGCAGAGAAAGAGACGGGGCUCAAGGCGCCGACACCGCAGUGGGAAGGGAGGUUGUACGGGCCGCAUGCUGGGGUUGAAUAUGUCAGAGCAUGGUAUGAGAGGAUGGGAAAGGAAGGCUGGAGAGGGUGGGAUGUUUAA